Molecule: messenger RNA, 1832 nt
Organism: Ctenocephalides felis (cat flea)
Lineage: Eukaryota; Metazoa; Arthropoda; Insecta; Siphonaptera; Pulicidae
Product: phosphatidylinositide phosphatase SAC1-like
Exons: 13
Coding region: 51-1832 (593 amino acids)
Biological process (GO): phosphatidylinositol dephosphorylation
Cellular component (GO): endoplasmic reticulum
Molecular function (GO): phosphatidylinositol-4-phosphate phosphatase activity
Source: RefSeq, a predicted model, not a curated record
ACAUAUUUUUAGAAAUUUUAUUAUAAAUAUAUUAUAAAAUUAUAUUCAAAAUGUCGGAAAUAAUGAAUAAUAGUGAUAUUCAUGAUGAUAUGAAUUUUUAUAUUUCACAAGAUAAAUUUUACAUAGAACCUAAUGGUAAACAUGAAGUACUAAUUAUUGAUAGAGUAACGUUUGAGAUUCAGUUACAAGUUAAAUCAAACCAAAUUCCACGUAAUGCUCCUAGAAGGGCUGUAUGCGGUUUACUUGGUAUUAUAAAUUUAAUUGCUGGGCCUUAUUUAGUUGUGGCUACACAUAGAAUUUGGGUAGGAAGAAUAAAUGGUCAAGAUAUUUGGCAGUUGGCUGGCAGUGACAUAAUUCCAUAUGCACAAUCAAUGAAUCAUCUUAGUAUGGAACAGGUUCAUCUCAAUGGUAUUUAUGAAAAUAUGAUUCGUUAUGUUUUGGAGACACCAAGAUUAUAUUUCAGUUAUACAUAUGAUGUGACUCAUACUUUGCAAAGAUUAUACAAUACACCUCCUAUGUUUUUGCAAACAUCUCUAUUUGAACGAGCUGAACCAAGAUUUGUUUGGAAUGGAAUGCUUCUUAAAUACUUAUAUAGACCAGAAUUUAAAAAAUACUGUUUACCUAUUAUGUUAGGUUUCAUUUGUAUUAAUCAAGUUCGCAUUAAUGGGAACUCAGUGACAUGGAGUUUGAUCUCCCGCAGAUGUAUACAUAGAGCUGGCACAAGAUUGUUCUGUCGUGGCAUUGAUGAUCAGGGAGCAGUAGCUAAUUUUGUAGAAACUGAACAAAUUUUGGAAUAUUCUGGUGAUAGGAGUUCCUUUGUACAAACUAGAGGAUCCAUUCCUUUGUUUUGGAAUCAAUAUCCUAAUUUGAAGUAUAAACCAGCACCAGAAGUUCAAAUUGGAUUGGAUAACAUUUCUGCUUACACUCGUCACAUUGAAAAUCAAAUAAUGUUGUAUGGAAGACAAGUUCUAGUAAAUUUGAUUGAUCACCAUGGACCUGAAGAAGCUUUAGAAAAAGCUUACAGCAGCGUAGUGCAAAAUGCAGGUAUUGAUGGAGUUAGAUAUGAGUCUUUUGAUUUCCAUGCAGAAUGUAGGCAUAUGAAGUGGGAGCGGUUGAAUAUUUUAAUAGAUCGGCUUGCUCAUGAACAAGAUGAAUUUUCAGUAUUUUUAUUGAGAAGAGAUGGAAGCUUAAUUUCUUCUCAAGAAGGUGUUUUUCGUACAAACUGCGUUGAUUGCUUGGAUCGCACAAAUGUUGUUCAAAGUAUGUUAGCUAGAAGAUCAUUAAAUGGAGUUUUGCAUAAGCUAGAUGUUCUUAAGCCCGGACAAAAUGUUCAGGAUAUUCCACAUUUUGAGAGUUUAUUCAAAGCGGUUUGGGCAGACAAUGCAGAUCUUGUUAGUAUUCAAUACUCAGGAACAGGAGCCCUCAAAACAGAUUUCACAAGAACAGGAAAAAGAACUCGGGUCGGCCUAAUGAAAGAUGGAGUUAAUUCAUUAACAAGAUACUAUAUGAAUAACUUCUCUGAUGGUUAUAGACAGGAUUCCAUAGACCUCUUCCUUGGUAAUUAUCAGGUCAAUGCAGAUGAAGGUACUUUGAGAAGAAGCCCUUUGCAAGUGACAAGAGGAUGGAAGUAUGUAGCGGCUCCUUCCGUGUUGAUGAUCGCUAUAUCCAUGUUUUUUGCAAGUGCAAUUUUUCCUCAUGAAUAUUCCACUGAGGUGUUACUGUACAUGUUAUUUUGGGGAGCUAUGAUAGCAUCUACUUUCUCUAUAAUUAUGCAUUAUGGAAAAGAAUUUGUUGACUUUCCAAAGUUGCGUGAGGAUUUUCGCAACAAAUGA